Messenger RNA from Anastrepha obliqua, 3351 nucleotides. RefSeq lists its product as uncharacterized. The record is from RefSeq and is a predicted model, not a curated record. Gene Ontology annotation, biological process: transmembrane transport; monocarboxylic acid transport. Lineage: Eukaryota; Metazoa; Arthropoda; Insecta; Diptera; Tephritidae. The transcript is spliced from 6 exons. The coding region runs from base 339 to 2252 and encodes 637 amino acids. Gene Ontology annotation, molecular function: monocarboxylic acid transmembrane transporter activity.
UACGCGGACUAGUCAACAACUCCGCCACCAGUAGCGAUACGUGCAAUAAAUGCAGAUCAAAGUGCGGUGAAGCGAAAAAAGUGAAAUUAUAAAUAUUAAGUGAUUAAUUGCUCCCAAAAAUUAAGCAACCAAAACAAACGAAAAGAGACAUACGUACUCGUAUAUGUGAUUUAAAUAAAGUCACUUUCAUUGAUUGGUAAUUUUCCAGAGAGUGUGUUUAAUGGUGAGCAUAUUGGUGCUACUGUUAACACAAUACAAAGAGCUGCGGUCGUUGACGUUGAUCUACAGAUAAUAAGCUAUUUUUAAUAAUAUUACAAAAAACACACACGCACGCCAAGAUGACGAUCGAAAAAGCUACACUCGCUGAGAAGAAUAAUAUAACAGUGUACCAAGCGACCACAAAGCCGAAGAAACCCAAGCGACGGGAUAAAAGCGAUUUAGGUCCGAAUUUCGUGGCGCCCGAUGGCGGUUGGGGCUGGGUGGUUUGCGUAGCAGCUGGACUCAGUAAUCUCGCCAUUUUCCCGCCCUUGCAGCAAUUUGGUCUGAUCUAUAGGCAACGUAUGGUAGAUUUGGGUUUCACAGCCAAAGAGACCACGACCAUUAUUAAUAUCGUAAUGAGUAUCGCAUCUUUAAUUGGCAUAGUGAAUGGCGCCAUGUUUCGACGUUUCUCAUUUCGUCAAGUGGCCAUUGUCGGCAAUAUUUUUAUUUUCGUCGGUACUUUAUUGACAACGUGGUGUGUCACAUUUUGGCAAUAUGUGAUAUGUCUAUCGGUGAUUUUUGCUAUCGGCAUGGGUCUCAGUAUGGCCGCUGUCUCGCUAGCAGUGAAUACUUAUUUCAAAAAUAAUCGACGACGUGCAACCGGUUUUUCCUGGACUAUAACCGGUUUGGGCCCCAUUAUUUUCCCACACAUCACCACGCUUUUACUGAUCCAUUAUGGCGCACAGGGUACCAUUCUAAUUUAUGCUGCCUUUACGCUAAAUGCGCUGUUGUGCGCAUUGACUUUGCAGCCAGUAUUGUGGCACACACCGAAACCGAAUAACGCAGCUGAGGAGGAAACGAAAGAGGCCAACAAACAACUAACAUCGUUAAACCCUUUACCUGAGAAUGAGGAGUAUGAGUGUAAAUACUGUCAGUAUAAGAAACAUCACAAACGCAGUAUAUUCUCUUCACAAUAUCUCUUCAAUGAGGAUGAUUUGGAUACGCCCGGCUAUGAAAUAACCGAACCGGGUACGCCGAUGAUGGCACGCGCCAACGAUGGUUGGUUUGGUUCGAAAGUGUCACUAGCCGCUGAAAUGAACCCGAUACGCCUGAGACAUAAGGUGAUGCGUCAAGCUUCGAUCAAAGCACAUAUUGCCGAAACGGAGCGGGAAGACGAUGAGCACGAUCAAGCUGAAUCGCGCUUGUACAAGCCGAACUAUUUCAAUCGGGAACGCGAAGAUUACGAUCGUUACACCAGCAAGGGUAGCAUCUACUCGAAAUCUGGUGCUGAGGAAUUACAUUGCACCUGUGCUGAGGAGAAAGCGUUACUGCAAAAAAUCUCCGACGAGGAGCUGAAACGCGAACAAGAGAAAUUAAAAGCAGAGGAAGAGGCCGAAGAAUUGGCCAAAAGCAAAAUGAGCUUCAAACAGAAAGUGGUGAAAUUCUUUGACUUAGAUCUCUUGAGAGAUUUCACAUUCGUCAAUUUGGCUAUGGGCAUGACUAUUAUGAUGUUUGCCGAAAUGAAUUUCUCUGUUUUGACGCCGUUCAUCUUAAACGAAUAUGGCUAUACCAAUGAGGAGAUCUCGCUGGCCAUGUCAAUGCUGGGCGGCAUGGAUAUCUGUGUGCGCUUUUUAGCGCCAUUCGCGCUGGAAAAAGUCAAGCUAGACAAUCGUGUGUUGUUCGCUUUUGGCAUUAUUGCCAUUGCCAUUGGCCGUAUGUUUGUCACGAUGACAAACUCCUAUUACGCUGUUUUGGCAUUUUUCUUGCUCAUCGGGUUCGGCAAAGGUUUCCGUACCAUAUUCUCGCCACUCAUUAUACCAUCGUAUGUGCCAUUGAAACGCUUGCCAGCUGCUUCCGGCUUACAGCUGGUUUUUAACACCAUAUUCUCUUUGGCCUUCGGACCUGUGCUGGGCACAGUCACCGAUGCCACCAGUUACACAAUUACCAUUCACUUCCUCAAUUUACUAACUGCUCUGGCUUUGGUAAUCUGGAUCAGUGAGUCAUUGGUGCGUCGCAUAUUAGGAAAGAAGGCCAAGAAGACAUUAGAGGGCUGACGCUGAAACAAGCUUUUGCGUAUUUCUAGGCGUGAUUGUCCUUAAAGCUGUUAAAUAACUACCCAGUAAAUUGUUGUGCCUUAAAUUGCGCGUUGAGUUACUGUUCAAAAACCAAUGGAGUUAUGUGACUGUAUGUAGGUAUAUGUAUGUGUGAAUAUAGAGUAGUAUUUUGUACUUCGGUUAUUGUACUUGUAAUUUCUUCUCACCUGUCUAUUGAAGGCACAUUUUUGGUAGCACUCUUAGGUACUUACAUACAUUUUACUUUUAAAAGCAUAAGAAUUUUAAAAAUGAAAUAUUUUACUUUCUAAUACUAUAAACUUUAGUAUAGCUGUAAUGACUACUGAGUCAAAGUUAAUAAGCAUCAUUGCAUUUAUACCUUUAAAUCAUUAACUUCUUUGGGUAUUCGCAACAUUUAUUUAAGUCAAGGGCUCCCUAACUGUACGUUUGUUUGAAUAGCAACAGGCUUUAGCUAAUCUUUUUUAGAAGAGCGACGCAAAUGUAUAAAUACUGACGCAGUCGCAGUUCAAAAAAGUUUGGGAACCGCUAUUAUACAAGUUAUUUGAGUAAAAUAUUGAGUAAGUUUGUUAUAAUUUUUUUUUUUUUAUUAAUAAAAAAAAGAUUUUUAGUUGUGCGACUCCUACAUUUUAUUGCAUCAUAAAUAUGACGAGCAUCAUUUCGGGAAUUUAUUUAGCAUUAAGUGGUAAAUUUACUGAUUGGUUGGGUCAAAAGUAUGUAUAAAUUUAUUUUAACACCAAUUCGGAGUUAAUUUAUAGGCUUAUGCACUUCCUACUUAUUAUGGCUUUCAGGCAAAAGUCGUGAAUCCCCUAAAGAUUAAAUAACAAAUCUGUGGAAUUUUAAUAAAACAACUUAAUAGGGUUUAACAGUUGCUUUCAGAUCAAUAAAUUCUGAUAUUUCAAAUAAAAAUUUAAUAUUUUCAUGCAAUUUUUAUCCUUAAGUGUAGAAUGUAUUAAGUCAAUUUAAGUUGUUUUGCAAGAAUUUCACAGAAUUGCAAGUUGGAUAAGGCAUUCGUCCUUCUGUGUGUUGUAAACAAUUUGAAAAAAAUUUUAAAAAAUAAUUUUUUUAUUGUUUAAGAAAUAUU